AUGCUCACAUUGGCGGCUACCAUUGCCCCAUUAAUUUUGGCGCAAUUGAGCUUGGUGCGGUUCGUACAGUGCCAAAACGUCGAAGACAAUGUCAACAACCCUGCGAUUCUUCCGUACCUCACACAGGUGGUGUACGGUCGGCUUUCGAAUCUCACUUCAGUUAUUCUCAGUAGCGAAGUCAGCAAUCGAUCUAGCUUCUGCAUUCAGAAUCCGGAAGCUGAUUGGAAUCGAGCAUUCAAUUAUUCUAAUAAUUUGGACUUCUUGACGGCUUGUAUUAAAAGGACUCAAGGAGAUAUUACGCAGCGAUUGUGUACAGCAGCAGAGGUUGGGCAUGUAGUGCUGGCUCAAACCAGGGGGUUGACCUCAAAAACUCUAGGGUCAUACCUGCUAGAAAUCUCAACUGUCAGCCUUGCUGUGAGGGUUUUUUCUGUCCUCAUGGAAUCGCACUAUAGCCCUCUUUUUAUGAAAUUAAAAUCCGCAUUCUAUGUGAAUGGAAAUGUGACUGUUAUUCAUCUUCUGUUCUUUGCUGCAGAGCUAACUGCAUGUUGUUAA
Molecule: messenger RNA, 552 nt
Organism: Ilex paraguariensis (yerba mate)
Lineage: Eukaryota; Viridiplantae; Streptophyta; Magnoliopsida; Aquifoliales; Aquifoliaceae
Source: the annotation of a GenBank genome assembly